AUGGAGGCAAAUCCUAACGUCAUCUCGUACUUUGAAAAUGUGUUUCCUAUGUUAGGUCAAACACAAGCGACUUCAUCAACAGCGGCUGAUGAAGCGGGUCCAAGUUCGUCUACAUGGUUAGAUGAACCAGGUCCAAGUUCAUCUACAUGGGUAGAUGAGGCAGGUCCGAGUUCGUCUACAAGGUUAGAUGAAACUCAUGAACGACCUGAGGUCGAGGAGGGUGAGCUUAGACGAAGUAAACGACAAAGGGUUGAAAAAUCAUUUGGUCUAGACUUCAUGAGCUACAUGGUUGAGGGUGAGCCCAAUACCUACCGCGAGGCGCAACUUGAAUUAAUUUCUGCUGUCGAAAAGCUUCAUGUAUUAAGUUCUAAGGAUCUUGGCAAGCUAAUUCGAGAUGCUAAAAAUGGUAUCAUUAAAUAUACUGUAAAUGGAUCAUUUUUUGAGAUAAAUGUGGAAAAUUUAGGAAGACCUCUUGUCCAGCACAUAAUGAUAGAUACUGUAUCAUUACUUAAGCCAGAUGACCAGCAUUUCAAAUAUUUGUUAUGUGGUUUAAAACUGUUGCAUACUCUAUGUGAUAUUGCAUCCCACCACUCAACACUUGCGCGGGUUUUCGUUGAGGAUAUGAAUGUACAACAUGAGAUGCUUAAUUCAAUAUUUCGCAUAAUUCAUGUUCUUAGUCAGUUAGGAGAGAAAAUUAAUGGUUUAAGCCAAAUGGUCCUGUACUCCGCGUUGUUGUCCAACAGUAUGUAUUUACUUAAAGCCUUAAUUUCUUCAGAGUGGAAAGACAUCGCGGAUGUUCUACUUGCACAUCCUGAGGUUGGUGACUUCGCGAUAGCAGCUGUUACUGCUAUCCGUGUAAGUAUUAAUCAUCUUCGAGCAAAGCCGACAACUCAGCGUGUUAACUCUCGCAUGCAGCCAAAUGAUGAAGUCUACUGUCUCUUCCAUCUUUGUGAAUCUUCUGUACAGUUCAUUCAAUCACUAUGCAUGCAGAUGUUAUUUCGAGAGCGCCUCGUUGAAAAUAAGGAAUUAUGUGAAGGAGGUGCCGUUUUUAGUUUGGUUCAAAACACCUUAAGACUGUCACAACACGAUGAUACAACUCUUGCAAGUGUCGUUGAUAGGCUCAAAGCAAAAGUUUUAUCUAUCAUGUUACUUCUUUGUCAAGCGGAAAGCUCAUCUUUCGUGAAUAUGGCUUCCAGAACCCCUCAAAGCAAGGGUUUUGCUCAUUCAGCGGUUUUGAAGGUCAUUGAAGUGCUAGAUAUGAUGUGUAACGGGGAUUUUAAAAGCCAAACAAGGGGACUUUUGCAUCUUAAUGCAAUGCAAGUAGCCGAAAUAUUCUCUGGUGCUUCUAGAUUCAAAACUUUCGUAGUCUGUAACUUGACAAAACUUUUGACCCGAGUGCUUUCACGACCACAAAGAGAGUUCUUAUCUAGUUGGUGUUCCGAUGAUCGUAAGCCUGCUGAAGAGGAGAUUGUUGUGGAUUUUAAUCCAACAUCAGCCGCUGGACAUGUAUUGGGUUUGACCUCCGAAUUCAAAGUCCAACAUUCUACUUGGAGCAACUUUCAGGCUCCUCAAACUCCUUUCACGGUUCAGAGGUCAUCGUUACUGGUCAAAGUUAUAGCCAAUCUCACACGUUAUGACCCCGAUCUAUCUGAAGAGGACAAUGCUCGCUUUCUCAACGAGUUUCUCGAGUGCUUGCAAACAGAAUCUUCUAAGUUACCUGGUGGUGCUGCUGAAAGAACUGAUGCCGCAAGAAAAAACCUAACGUCCUUAUUAGUUCGUGCAGAAUCUAUGACUCAUUUUUGUCUACAUGCAGAAGAUGUGAAUUUUCUCAGGUGGUUCAUUAAUCAACUGGAGAAAGCACGUACGGCUCAAGAAUCCGCUAGCCACAGAGUUAUGGAGGUUCAUAACAACAUCCAAUGCCCAUCACCUACACCACAAAGCCCAUCUUCAAAAGAAUAUGACACAACCGGCAACCAUGAAGAGGGCCCAUCCGUAACACUUCGGACAAAGAAAAGGAAAAGAAGCAGGAGGAUAGAUUUAGGUGAUAUUAGUGGGGAUCGGAACAUUGAACCGUUUAAUAGCGUCAUAGAUGUUGAAGAGCUUCGAAAUGUGCGUAGUGAGGAAACACAACAAAAAGAACAGGAAAAAAACCAUAAUGAGCUAUGA
Messenger RNA from Helianthus annuus (common sunflower), 2166 nucleotides. RefSeq names its product nodulin homeobox. NCBI's taxonomy places the organism in Eukaryota, Viridiplantae, Streptophyta, Magnoliopsida, Asterales, Asteraceae. The record is from RefSeq and is a predicted model, not a curated record. Gene Ontology annotation, biological process: flower development. Bases 1 to 2166 code for a protein of 721 amino acids. The transcript is spliced from 14 exons. Gene Ontology annotation, molecular function: single-stranded DNA binding.